UCUAGCGACGCCACCCUUUCCCCGGGCACGUUUCGUCCUUUCCCUCACGGAGGGCGGUGCGGGUCGCGGCACCGCCUCCUGUGCUGACGGGCAGCGGCUUCACCCAACGAGGCGACGGCGGCGCCGCGCGGGGGGCGGUGGUGGGGCCAAUCGCGGGUGGCGCUGGUGGAUGUGUGCGUCGGAGUCCGCGGCUGCUCCCCUUUCUCUCCCGUACGCGGCGGGGCCGGUGGCGGGCGCAGGCUCUUGAAGCAAUAGGCUGUUGGAUUUUGAUCCCGCCCAGAGUACUUGAGUUUUUGUCAGCAAGGAUAUAUAACAGCGCAGGUUUUGCUUGCCUACAUAAGAAAAAAAGGCAAUGGAGACUGAACAACAGGAGGAGACCUUUACCAACACAGAGACAAAUGGCAAACGUCCUGCAGAAGAUAUGGAGGAAGAGCAGGCCUUCAAAAGAUCUCGGAACACUGAUGAGAUGGUUGAACUGCGCAUCUUGCUUCAGAGCAAAAAUGCUGGAGCAGUGAUUGGAAAAGGUGGCAAAAAUAUUAAAGCACUUCGUACAGACUACAAUGCAAGUGUUUCAGUCCCAGACAGCAGUGGCCCUGAGCGCAUCCUGAGUAUAAGUGCAGAUAUAGAGACAAUUGGAGAAAUCUUGAAGAAGAUUAUCCCUACUUUAGAAGAGUAUCAACACUACAAAGGCAGUGACUUCGACUGCGAACUUCGACUUCUUAUUCACCAGAGUUUGGCAGGAGGCAUUAUUGGUGUCAAGGGUGCUAAAAUCAAAGAACUCAGAGAGAACACUCAGACCACUAUUAAGCUCUUUCAAGAGUGUUGUCCUCAUUCGACUGACAGAGUGGUGCUUAUUGGUGGAAAACCUGAUAGAGUUGUUGAGUGCAUCAAGAUUAUCUUGGAUCUUAUCUCUGAGUCUCCAAUUAAAGGACGGGCCCAGCCUUAUGAUCCCAAUUUCUAUGAUGAAACAUAUGAUUAUGGUGGCUUCACAAUGAUGUUUGAUGAUAGAAGGGGACGGCCAGUGGGCUUUCCAAUGCGUGGAAGAGGAGGUUUUGAUCGAAUGCCUCCUGGUCGUGGUGGACGACCCAUGCCUCCCUCAAGAAGAGAUUAUGAUGAUAUGAGCCCUCGCAGAGGACCUCCACCACCUCCACCAGGUCGUGGUGUUAGAGGUGGCAGCAGAGCUCGUAAUCUUCCUCUUCCUCCUCCACCACCUCCUCGUGGCGGAGAUCUGAUGUCCUAUGACCGAAGGGGCAGACCGGGAGACCGUUACGAUGGCAUGAUGAUGCAGUGUCAUGUGGAUGCCUGUGAUGACAUGCAGCCACCAGAGUUGUUUGAGGGUGGCUCUGGUUAUGAUUAUUCUUACGCAGGGGGGCGUGGUUCAUAUGGAGAUCUUGGUGGACCCAUCAUCACAACACAAGUAACGAUUCCCAAAGAUUUGGCAGGAUCUAUUAUUGGAAAGGGAGGCCAGAGAAUCAAACAAAUACGUCAUGAGUCAGGAGCUUCGAUCAAAAUUGAUGAACCACUAGAAGGCUCAGAAGAUCGGAUAAUAACUAUUACAGGAACACAGGACCAGAUACAAAAUGCACAGUAUUUGCUGCAGAACAGUGUGAAGCAGUAUGCAGAUGUUGAAGGAUUCUAAUGCAAGAUUAUUUUUUCUUUUUUAUAGUGUGAAGCAGUAUUCUGGAAAGUUUUUCUAAGACUAGUGAAGAACUGAAGGAGUCCUGCACCCUUUUUUUUUUUAUCUGCUUCUGUUUAAAAAGCCAACAUUCCUCUGCUUCAUAGGUGUUCUGCAUUUGAGGUGUAGUGGAAUCUUUGCUGUACACCAGAUGUAAUGUUUUAGUUCCUUACAGAUACAUGGGGGGGAAGGGCGCACAAGACUAACAUUGAAAUUUUGAAGUGGCAGAGAGAAUGGAUUCUAUUUUUGUUCAUUGUUGGUGGUAAAUUGUACCGUUUUUCUGUAAUUGUUGUGAACAUCCUGCUUUAUGUACACUGUAUCUUACUUUGAAGGGGGAGAAUAUGGUAGGCCCCAUGUCCCUGGCAUUUGUUGAGAGCAGUGUGCAGAAUGUAAUGCAUUUUUGUAAGAAACAUUUUAGGAUUUCUAAAUAAAUUUAGUGAACCUA
This is a messenger RNA of Pyrgilauda ruficollis (rufous-necked snowfinch), 2120 nucleotides long. It is a transcript of the gene HNRNPK, whose product is annotated as heterogeneous nuclear ribonucleoprotein K. Lineage: Eukaryota; Metazoa; Chordata; Aves; Passeriformes; Passeridae. The record is from RefSeq and is a predicted model, not a curated record. Gene Ontology annotation, biological process: regulation of mRNA splicing, via spliceosome; regulation of transcription by RNA polymerase II. The transcript is spliced from 16 exons. Gene Ontology annotation, cellular component: nucleus; cytoplasm. The coding region runs from base 353 to 1639 and encodes 428 amino acids. Gene Ontology annotation, molecular function: mRNA binding.